This is a messenger RNA of Dendronephthya gigantea, 1720 nucleotides long. RefSeq lists its product as uncharacterized. The transcript is spliced from 7 exons. Gene Ontology annotation, molecular function: wide pore channel activity. The record is from RefSeq and is a predicted model, not a curated record. Bases 125 to 1720 code for a protein of 531 amino acids. NCBI's taxonomy places the organism in Eukaryota, Metazoa, Cnidaria, Anthozoa, Malacalcyonacea, Nephtheidae. Gene Ontology annotation, cellular component: membrane.
AUCUUGUUACAAAGAUAGACAUGUCCCAACAUAUAUUAGCCUCAUAACACAUAUUAUACUCAGAUCAAAGUCAAAGAUAAUUUCUCCGUCUUCAUCUAAUUCACUUGCAAUAUAGUAUGAAUUAAUGAUGACAAUAUUGAAAUUUCUUAUUGCAUUUAUUACCACAUUGUCAUUGAUAUUGAGGUGCGAUAUUUGGGUUCGUGCUUCCGAAGACAUGUGGCCAUCAGGAAGUUACAGCCUUCCAAAACCAAUAUCAGGAUGUCCAAAUUCGUGGAAAGAAGGAUGGUUACGUCAACAUCUUGACGAACAUUCCGAAGCAAUGCAGAGUUCAUUUUCUUCAAAUUUUCAUAUGAAUGCUACUCUAGUCCGGAAUGUAUUUCUUGAGAGAGAAUUUUGCACUAAAAUCUCUGCAAAUCCUGAUUCGCAAGAAAACAUUCCAUGGCCAAAAGGUUUCUACUGUGUAUACAGAAAACAAGACUCGUGUCCAGAUGGCAUGGCGAAUGGAACGAUGGCCUCGUUUGACGAAGAUCAAAAUAUUGAAAAUGACACGAAAGGCUUUACACCCGAUUAUUAUCCGGUCUUUUAUUAUACAUCAUUAUUCUACUGUUGUCAAAAUAGAGGGAAAUGGUAUAACUCUAUUCAAUUGCCAACUGAAAAGCCAUUCUAUCUUUUGCCUUAUGGAUCACGAAACUGCCAACGUGUACUAGGGGCUGUUAGCUCUUUGGAAUACAUCGUUUUUGACACUAAAGAUCAAUCAUUAUUUUUUUGGGGGCAUCGUGUGUUUACUGAAGGAAACACGAGUCUGCCGAAAAUAUUCUACUGCUAUUAUGAAGGUUGUCAACACAAGUUACACAGUAAUCAAGGAUCGUUUGCAUCUUCAAAUUAUUUCAACCGUGCAUAUCCAGAUUUUCAGCUCUGUUUCUGGUCAAUUACAGUCAACGGGUCUCUUCGAAUUUCACUGAGAUUUCCAACCCUCCACGUUCCUGAUUGUAAUAAUAAUUAUUUGGAUAUUUAUGAUGGAAUGGAUCAGGCCAAUGGAUCAGCACGUUUAUUAAGAUAUUGUGGCGAAAAUGCCACUUCAGGAACCAGAUUGACUUCGAAGACAAAUCAAUUGUUCAUUACCUUUAAAUCUGGGAACAACACCGUUAGUAGCGAAACAGACUCGUCAAAAGCUCUAGGAUUCUAUGCGGAGUAUAAAGCCUUUGCACCAACAGCGACAAUUAAUAAUACCGUCGAUGGCGGUAGAAAGGAAUUACAAAACAGCAGCAGUGGAAACACGGUUAUAUAUGUAUCGGUGAUUCUGCCGAGUAUUGCAAUCCUCGUAAUACUGGGAGUCUUAGCGGCGGUGUUUUAUCGGAGAAGGUGUAAACUGAAAUUGGAUGUUAUUGCUAACCGAUCUGCUGGGCGAAUAGAAAAUAUGCAGACUGCACCUACCUCAAAAAGUUAUACGAGUUCUACAUCAUCAGCUGGACGCCGCGUUACCUCCAAAUCAAACAUAAACCCAAUUUAUGAGUCCAACGUGAAUUCAUUGUAUGAACUGGAACCUGGGACAAUCGAGAUACGCAACGCAACAGAAAAUAUUCUCUAUGAAUCUGGCAAUGAAACAGGUUGUGCAGUCUACGAGUCCGCUGGAAAUGAAAUAUUCGAGGCUAAUCCUAUAUAUCAAGGGAUUGAUGGUGAUAGUGAUGUUGAUUUAACGUAUUCGGAACCAAUAAAGUAG